GGUGACAGAUCUACAAUCUUAAAGUCACUCAUGUUUCUUAGACUCAUAAGUUGGCUAUAGGAUAUAUUAUUUUGUGUUGUAUUACUAUGGACAGACCUUUACUUAAUAAUUAGUGAAUAAAUAUUUUUUUUUGCAUCCUUUUAUCAAAGUACAAAAUUAAUAAGAACAAGGAUAUUAUUUACCCAUCUCACCAUGGAAUAUUUGGACUCUAUUGGAUAUUUGCUUGUCACAUUCAAUUACAAUGUUACUGCAAUUGGAAAAAUCUGGCUCACAUUAAUGAUUUUGCUGAGAAUGGCAAUGGUGGUGUUUGCUGGGUACCCUCUUUAUGAAGAUGAGCAGGAGAGAUUUACCUGUAAUACAUUACAGCCUGGAUGCUCCAAUGUUUGUUAUGAUAUAUUUGCUCCUGUAUCCCACAUCCGAUAUUGGUUGGUCCAAACACUGGUGGUCUUUGUACCUUACGUCUUGUUCAUUGUCCAUGUUUCACAUAAAGUGCUUACAAACAUUGCAACCUCUAGUGGUCACUACAGGAAGAGUGGCUCCUGCACAUAUCCUGGAGAGGGCGUACGCAUGGAGAUACCAGAUUUUUCUUUCGCUUAUACAGUCCAUCUUUUUCUGAGAACUUUCAUUGAGGCUGGCUUCUGUGCUGGGCAAUACUUCCUCUUUGGUAUUUUUGUUCCAAAGAGCUUUAGCUGUUUGCAAACUCCAUGUACCAGCAGUGUUGACUGUUACAUAUCUAGACCAACUGAAAAAUCCAUGAUGAUGAUUUUUAUUUGGGGUACUGGUGUCAUUUCACUUAUUCUUAGUGUAGUAGACUUGGUUCGUGUCAUGAACAUGAGAAGAAAGUUAGAAAAACUUAAAAGGGAAAUGAUAAUGCUGGAAAAUGAUUCCUUAAAAGGUUGUCAUUCCAAUACACCUUCUCAAAAUACAAAAUUACUAGAAAACCAAGAGCAAAUGAUUACAUAUCCUGAAUGUUCUAAUGAUCUUAAGAAAUUUGAUGAGCAAAUAAAGGGGGAUUCCCACUCUCUACCCUCAUAUGAGGGAGAAACAGCCUCUUUUCAAACUGACAACUCCCAUCAAGACAUGGGAAAGUCUAACAUAAAUUCAAAUAGCAAUAAAGCUUGUCCCUGGAAAGUCAGCCUGACAUCCACCAGUGGGAAGUCACUUGCAAAUGAACAUAAUACUGUAAUUCACAGACAGGCAACACCUAAAAGUGAUCAGUGCAGUGAUUCUGAUCUAGUGAAUUCUACACUGGUUGAAAAAAAUGCAUCUCCUAAAAACAAAAAAUCAGAAUGGGUUUGAUAAUUACAUGUAAUGCAACUGUAGCAAACAUUGUUAAUACAUUUUUGGAUUUCCUUUAUUUUAGAUUUAAAUAUAGUUGUUGAUAUUUCUUUAGUAAUUAUAUGUAUUAUCUAAAAAUGUACAAAAAGAAAAAUUAUCUAAAAAAAAACAAAAAACCUAAAAGUAACCAUAAAAAAACAAGCAAAGUGCUUAUUUUAUUUUAUUUUAAAAUGUUAGAAAUUUUUACUUUAUUUAAUGUACACUUUUCUUGAAGACAAUUCAUGGCCCACCAUUUACAAAUUGUGUAGUUUUAUUAAAUGAUUAACACGUGAUUGAUAAUUAGACUUUGUUAAAGGGACAGUCUACACUAACAUUGUUUAAAAAGAUAGAUAAUACCUUUACUACCCAUUCCCCAGCUUUGCACAACCAACAUUGUUAUAUUAAUAUACUUUAUAACAUUUAAACCUCUAAAUUCCUAGUUCAAGUGGGCCAUAUAGAUCACAUUGUGUUCCUGCCCUGGGAGUUAUUUAAGAGUCAGCACAACACAGCACUAAUUGGCUAAAAUGCAAGUCAAUAGAUAAUAAAUAAAAUGUCAUGUGAUCAGGGGGCUGUCAGAAGAUGCUUAGAUACAAGGUAAUCACAGAGGUAAAACGUAUAUUAAUAUAACAUUGUUGGUUAUGCAAAACUGGGGAAUGGGUAAUAAAGGGAUUAUCUAUCUUUUAAAACAAUAAAAAGUCUUGUGUAGAUUGUCCCUUACAUAUACAUAAUUAGUAGACUUAGCAAAUCUUAUUAUCUAACUCAUUAAACAAACAGGAUGUAUCAUCCAAUAACACAUAUGCAGCAAUAAGAUAUAAUAUUAGGUAUCAUAUUUUAUACACCAAGGGCUCGAUUUUGUAAGAGACAACUUUCUGCCCGUUUGAAACACCUGUUUUUAAACCACUAACACUACCUAAAAAAAAUCUGGAAAAUGCUGGGAAUUUUUCAUUCAGGAACAUCAAUGCUACCAAGUGUUAAAAUCUCAUCAUCUUCAGCAUAGAGCCUGAUGAUCUCUGGUGAAAUUAUCAACACUGCAGUGAGUUUCUAACAGAAUUUUAGAAGGAACAUUUUAGCUUAAAAGCUGAAGAGGAGACACCAUGUAAUUUAAAGCUACCCCCCCCAAAAAAAAGAUUGUGUGUGAUAAAGUAUAUCCUGAUUCAUUUCUUUUUAAAAUUCUGGGAAGAUUAAUAAUUUAUUAUUAUCCUGCGUUAAAGGAUAUUAAAUGAAAAAUUAAACCCCCUAAUUGUUUAAUUAAAUACUUGGCAAUACAUUCAUUAUUUAUUUGUUCUACUGAUGGGGCAGUUGUUAGGUGAACGCAGGCUCAAUAAAUUGAUUGUGUGUGUUGAUGUGUCAGUCUUUGGUUGUGUUAUGAAACCUGCAGCUAACUUAAAGGGAUACUAAACCAAAUUUUUUUUCUUUAAAGAUUCAGAUACAGCAUACCAGUUUAAUCAACCUUCUAAUUUACUCCUAUUAUAAUUUGUUCUUUGUUCUCUUGGUAUCUUUAUUUGAAAAACUGGAAUGUAAGCUUAGGAGUCGGCUAAUUUUUGUUUUGUUUGUUGGUUUGUUUUGUUAUUUAACAAAUAAUACAAAGAGAACAAAGCUAAUUUGAUAACAGAAACAAAUUGCAUGCUCUAUCUGAAUCUUUAAAGUUUAAUUUUGACUUUAUUAUCACUUUAUUAGUUCUUUCAUGUCCCUUUAAGGUAAUCUAUGUUAAAUUUAGAUCACAUGAUGUUACUGAAUUUUACUGUAUACAGUAUUUCAAACUGUAAUUUUUUUCAAUCUGUUCAAAUGUGCAGUAAUAAGUAUUGUUCUUGGUAAUGUGGGAAGAAAUCAAUCUGUUUUCUUAAAUAUAUAAAAUUAUUUUUGUGAAUAUAAAAUGUUUGAGUUCCUAAAAUUACAGAACAGGUGUGAAUAAAAUGUAUCCAAGACAUUCUAAAACAUUUAACAUAUUUUUACAAUAUUUACUAAAGCAUACAUUCUGAAAUGACAUUGCUUUCUUUAAAAUAAAAAUGUAAAAAUAUUUCAUAAAUAUUUAAAAUAUUGUAUAAUUUUUAUAUAUUUUAAAUUGUAACAGAAAAAUAAAAAUAUUCAAAUCUACAUUUGCUCCAAAACACGAAAUUACAAAAUAUUAUAUUUUUAUGACUUUUCCCCCAAUUAAAUGGCAAAGGUUUGUGAUUUAUUUUCCUCAAAAAUUCUCAAAAUAUUCAGAACAAUGCAUUAUAAAGUCAGUGCUGAGUAGCCUAUAAUUAAAGGCACUUACAGAUUACAAUUAAAAACCGCCCUACAUGAGUAGAAUAUUAUUUGCAGAUUAUAUAUUACUUGGAAGAUUGAAUCUACAACAAUUUUGGAUUUUGCAAGAACUUUAUUAUUUAUUUUCAUUUUGAUCUUUUGAUAAAAAUAUUACUUAGUUGCAAGUGUCAGAUGAUAGGGGGAAUAUAAUAAGAUUGUGAACAAAAUUGUUAAAUAGUAAUUUGGGCUGAUCACAUCACAUAUAGUUGCCUACCUGGGUAUGUAAUACAGAUAUAACUACAUUAUUUUAUCAAUAUUAGCUGAUAUGUGCUCAAAAUGAUGUAUCAAAGCUCACAUAUGAAAUUUUUAUUAUGAAUGUACGGUAGUGCAGUUAUAUUAUAGGUUCACACAAAUGUUCUAUUAUUAUAUAUUAUAUAUAUAUUAUAAUCCAGAUAUUUUUUAAACUACUUUUUUGAAUUUUGAAUGAAGCCAAAAUAAAAAGUUGCUUGAAAUAUUUUUUUUUUUAUAUCUUGUUCAAGAACAAAAUUAAAAUAACUGUGUCCUCAUGUACAAUAGCAUUCCUCAAUAAGUAUAUAUUUUGUAUCAGUUUUCACAGGUCCGCUAAAGUCAAAAUAAAGUUUUAUGAUUGAGAUAAAGCAUGCAAUUUAAAAAAAAACUUUCCCAUAUACACCCAUUAUGCAAAUGUGCACAUUUUUUAUAUGCACACUUUCCGAGACUCCAUCUCUAAAUGAGCAUGUGCAAAAGUGAACAGUAUGUACAUAUAUGCAUUUUGGGAUUGGCUGUCAUAUGAUACAGGCCGAAGAAAAAAAUUAAAUAUGCCAGGAAAUAUACUACUGUUUAUUUCAAAUUAAAAGUAAGUGCUAUUACAUUUGUCAACUAUUCAAUUCUAGUGUAAUUUAGUGAUCCUUAUCUCUACAGAGAAUAUCUUUUUCAUGAUUACUCCUUGCUUACUGACUGUACUCCUCUACUUAAAAUAGACUUAUUUCGCUAGUACAAUUUGUCAAAAUAAAAUGAUAGACUUUAUGAAGAGUCUAAGCAGAUUGUUACAAUAAAUUACUUAUGGUUUAAAAUGUUGGUCAUAGAAAGCUAAAAGAAAAUAUCAGUAAACAUUUCAAAUAGACUUUGGCUCCAUAAUUUAAAAAGAUAUUAAGAUUUCUAUAAUGUAUAGGAGAGGACACUUCUUAAACAUGUAAAAAUAUGUUUUCUGUUUAACAGGUUACAUUAAAAUUUGAAUUGCUAAUCUAGAGAAUUUAAAAUGAAUAAAUAAUAUAAAGCA
Bombina bombina (fire-bellied toad) is the source of this 4840-nucleotide messenger RNA. RefSeq names its product gap junction protein delta 4 (gene GJD4). The coding region runs from base 193 to 1299 and encodes 368 amino acids. Gene Ontology annotation, biological process: cell communication. The record is from RefSeq and is a predicted model, not a curated record. Gene Ontology annotation, cellular component: connexin complex. The transcript is spliced from 2 exons. Lineage: Eukaryota; Metazoa; Chordata; Amphibia; Anura; Bombinatoridae.